Messenger RNA from Syzygium oleosum, 1295 nucleotides. RefSeq lists its product as uncharacterized. The record is from RefSeq and is a predicted model, not a curated record. Bases 248 to 1180 code for a protein of 310 amino acids. Lineage: Eukaryota; Viridiplantae; Streptophyta; Magnoliopsida; Myrtales; Myrtaceae. The transcript is spliced from 4 exons.
UCUUCUAACGCCAGCCUCCUCCCCUGUUUCUCGUACUCUUCUUCUUUCCUCUUCGCUCGCACGGCGCAGCCGCCCUUCCUCGCCGCAGGAAACACUCGCCGCCAUCGUCGGUCCUCUCUCGGCCCUCCCGCUUCCACCCGCGGCCCCGGCAACCCAGCUCGAAGCGACGGUUUUUCAGGGUGCUUGAGUGGAUUUGGGUGAGGAUCUGUGGCUGAGGGGCAAGGUGGAAGUAAAUUUAAGUACGCAAAUGCCUUUUAUACCUACUUGUGAGGCAUUUGGUGCCAAUCAAGGUUAUAUGGCAUCUCAGAAAGAGGCUUUCAUCGCAAAGUGGACCGAGCCUUUAACCAACCUGUAUAUAAGUUUGUUGGUAGAAGAGGUCAAAAAGGGAAAUCGCACCUCUUCUACUUUCAACAAAGCAGGGUGGAAUAACAUUCGAGCUGAAUUCAAUAAACGGACAGUACUCCAAUAUAACCUAGUACAAUUGAAGAACAAGGUGAACAAAUUGAAAAAACAGUAUUGUAGUUUCAGGAAGCUUCUUUCACAAUCUGGAUUUGCCUGGGAUAACAUAAAUAAAACAGUCGUUGUCGAUGAUCCAAGUAUAUGGGAACCUCACAUCAAGGAUAAUAGAGAGUGGGCAAAAUUCAAGAAGGAUGGGUUACCUCAGUAUCCCGAGCUAUGUAUUGUAUUUGGGGAUACAUAUGCUACUGGAGAGCAUGCAGUAGGAAAUGCUGAAAAUUUGAUGAUGUCAGAGGAAGAUGACUAUGGUGGUAGUGAUCCAGAGGACUUCAGUGAACACUACAUUGAUGAGGGAGUCUUUACAUCUGACAAUACUUCUGCUUUAGGUCAUGACAAGCACAAAUUGGAUAGGACUCCAAAUACCAAGAGGAGAAGAAAGAGUAACUCAUAUAAUAUUGCUAGCACCUGCAAAGCCAUACAAGAGAUGAUCAAAUGUAGGGCAAGUCAAUAUGUGAGUUGCUCUGCCACCUCACAAGUCACACCACCACCUGUAGACCCCUUCUCCGUUUCUGCUGUGAUUGAUGUCCUAGUUAGCAUGCCUGAGUUGGAGCAGAAUCUUUAUAACAAAGCAGUGGAACGAGCAUGUAUUAGUGCCACAUGGAGGGAGGCUUUCAUCAAAUCGCCCACUGAAAGGAGAAAUGGACUUCUCCGAUAUCUUAAGUAGGUGUUGGGAAAUGUAAUGUGGAUUGCGUAGGAUUUUUUGUUUCAUUUUACUUUAUGACUUAUGUUAUUGGUUUUUAUUUGGUUUUUAAAGAUAUUCAUGUUGAGACUUUUGUAUU